AACAAAUAAAAUUAAAUAAAAAGAAUGGUGUUCACAGCUGAUCAUAGGAACAUUGGAGGUCGGGACCAGAUAAUUGAGCGCAUCCAAAACCAUCACACGAAUCUUACCAAAAUUAAAUCAUCGAUAAACACGAGGAUUAAGCCGAAGAAACAUGUUGAUCAUACCAAGAGUGUGAGGAAGAGCAAAUCCUCUAAGUUUCAGUUUGCCAGUCAAUAUCAAGAUAAGUACAUGAACAGCCCAGAAUUCUCUGAAGUCAGAGAGACAUUCAGGAGAGCUUAUUAUGCUAAGAGUGGGACUGAUACAAAUAAGCCAAAGACCAUGAAGUUUUUGAAUACCAUCUUAAAGCCUAAGAACAAAUUUAGUUAUGAAUUAGACCAACAUUAUAAGAAUUUAUCAAGUCUUGAGAAGAGACUUGGCGCUAUAGGAUCUCCUGGCCAGAGGAAGAAGAACCCAUUUGACCCUAUCUCACACCCUAGUCUCUUCUUUAGGAGGCUAGGAAAGGAAGACAAGGCUACUAAUCUAGAAGGAUUUGCACGCAAAGUUAAAGAGAGUUAUAAAGUUAACAAAGCGAUCCAUGAGUUUAAUAAGGCCAUGAUUGAGAAUGAUUACUUCUAUAAUGUCAGAAAUAUAGCUUAUGGAGGUAGUUAUACUGAUUAUGAGCCUCAUUCUCGACCAGACAUUUCAAGUGUCCAGAGACCGCACACUAGCAAGCCAAUGAUGGAAGGAAGUUAUCCUAACUUUUAUUACCAAGAUGAUGCUGAAGUCAUAGGCAUAAAUCAAAUACCCCAAGAGACUCCUCAGAGAAGACCAAAGACAGGUAAAUCUCGAAGUAUCCAUUAUGAAUAUGCUGAAAAAGAAGUUGGCUCUAGCAAAAAGAAAAGAAAGAGAAGCAGAUCAGCCUCUGCCAAAAAGAGAAGACUCAGACCAAAAAAGAGAAAGACAAAGCAUAGAAAAACCUAUUCAGCAAAACCCAUUAAUGAAGAAGUAAAAGGACUUGAAGCUAAGAAUCAGUAUGAGGAAGAGAAGUUUCCCAAGCUCAAUAUCCCCAUUGCAAAUGCAACUUCUCCUGAUGAAAUAGUAGCAGAGCUUAGGUCCAAACUGAUCGAUGUAAUAAUAUCACAAAGAUUGGUUAAGGAGGAAGAUCUUGACCUCUUAUUCAACGAAACUUUGAAAUCUAAUAUUGUUGGCGAGGAGGAAUACCAAGAUAUGGUGAGGGAAAUAAAAGAACACAUUGGAAUUUCAAGAUAAGUAGUAGCCAACAAUACGAGGCACAAUACUCUUUUGCUCAACAGGACUGUUAAGAGAUGAUACCAUCUGGGUAAAAAUAGAUUAUUC
This is a messenger RNA of Moneuplotes crassus, 1335 nucleotides long. The record is from the annotation of a GenBank genome assembly. NCBI's taxonomy places the organism in Eukaryota, Ciliophora, Spirotrichea, Euplotida, Euplotidae.